Messenger RNA from Physella acuta, 1645 nucleotides. Its product is annotated as KRAB-A domain-containing protein 2-like. The record is from RefSeq and is a predicted model, not a curated record. Lineage: Eukaryota; Metazoa; Mollusca; Gastropoda; Physidae. Gene Ontology annotation, molecular function: nucleic acid binding. Gene Ontology annotation, biological process: DNA integration.
AUAUUUGAUUUCGUUUCCGGGGGUGACGGCAUUUUUAUUAUUCUGGCUGAGGGUUUAACAUGGCUUCAUCUGAUGAGAAUAGUAUGCAGGGUGAGGAUUGCAUAGAAGUGAAAGCAGAACCAACAUGUGAAAUGAAAACUAUGUUCAUGGAUGCUUUGAAUACAUUGCUGCAAGAAAAGGCAAAUAACAGCGGGAUCCUUAGCCCAGAAAAGUACCUUACUUUUAUAGAGGACGUCAAACAGGCUAGGGUAAAGCAGACUAAAAGUAGCGUUGACUAUCGUCGACUAAGAAAAUAUGAUAUUCUUGAAGUUGAGGGUGAGGAAAGACUUAUUGUGCCAAUAACAGAAGACAGUAGUGCUUUGCUGUACUAUGUGCAUACAGAUGAGUUAUUCGACUUGUUGAAUGAAACUCAUCUGAAAAUUGGGCACGGAGGUCGGACAAGGAUGGAGAAGGAGUUACAAAAAAUGUACAAAAAUGUCACCAAGGAAGUUAUUAUGUUGUAUCUUCGCUUGUGUAAACCAUGCCAGACUAAACUGUCUAACCCUAAGAAAGGUCUAGUUUUCAAACCUGUGAUGUUUAAAGAAAGUAACUCAAGGGGACAUGUAGAUCUUAUUGAUAUGCAGAGUAACCCAGAUGGUGAAUAUAAGUUUAUACUUAAUUACCAGGAUCAUUUAACGAAGUUUAUGUUAUUGCGAGCUUUGAAAAGCAACAGUGCAGAAGACGUUGCUAACCAGCUGCUGGAUAUUUUCACAACCAUUGGUGCCCCAAGUGUGCUUCAAUCAGAUAAUGGAAGAGAAUUUGCAAAGCUAGUUAUAAGUGAACUAAAGAACAAAUGGUCUGAACUGAAACUUGUUCACGGAAAACCCAGGCAAGAUUCAGUCAAAGAUGCUAACCAAGAUGUUCAGAAUAUGGUGAUGACAUGGAUGCAGACAAAUAAAUCCAAACACUGGGCUGAGAAUCUUAAAUUCAUUCAAUUCAUGAAAAACCGUUCAUUUAAUCAAGAAAUUCAGCAGACACCGUAUGAGGCCAUGUUUGGAUGCAAAGCAAAGGUGGGACUAAGCACUUCAAAUCUGCCCAGAGAGCUUGUCGAUAACUUAUUUACGGAUGAGGAUCUGGAGAAAGUUGAACAACAAAUGGAGGAUGCAACUACUUCCUCCGCAAAUGAACUUGCUGAAAAAGAGUGUGGCUCAGCCCGUUUUUGCGGUUCCUAUGGCAACAAUGUACAUGCAGUAAGUAAUGAAUCAGAUGAAGAGCACACAGGGAAAACUACUGGGAGGCAAUGUUUUAAUAAACAAGAAACCAGAAGCAAAAGGUCAGGGGCACAAGCUAGUUUGCAAGCUAGAAGUACCAAGAUGCUAAAAAUAGUUGGAGAUACUGCACGCCUCGGUACACCAGAUUAUGACAGGGGUUGCAGUGACCCACAUAGCAAUGUCAUGAACACAGACGGCACGCUAGAAAAAACAUCACUGCAAACCACAGUGCCUUCGCAAUUACUGACCAGUGGCCAAGACCAUACACAUUGUAAUUGCACCAGUAAGUGCUCAACGAAUCGCUGUAAAUGCAAAAAUAACAAAGUGCUAUGUAAUUCAGACUGUCAUAAAAGUCAACCUUGUUGUAACAGCUGAUGAUAGGCAUUGAUAAUUUA